AUGUCCACCGAAGCCGAGCGCACGACGUUCGCCGUCAAGGCUGGUUUGGCACAGAUGCUCAAGGGGGGCGUCAUCAUGGACGUCGUUAACGUCGAGCAAGCGCGCAUCGCGGAAGAGGCUGGCGCCGUCGCCGUUAUGGCGCUCGAGCGCGUGCCCGCGGAUAUUCGUAAGGACGGUGGAGUCGCUCGCAUGUCCGAUCCGACGAUGAUUCGGGCCAUCAAGGAGGCGGUGACGAUCCCCGUCAUGGCGAAGGCUCGCAUCGGUCACUUCGUCGAGGCGCAAGUUCUCGAGGCUAUCGGCAUUGAUUACAUCGACGAAUCCGAGGUCUUAACGCCAGCUGAUGAAAUCAACCACUUGAACAAGCACAAGUUCAAGGUCCCGGUGCUCUGCGGCUGCCGCGAUCUUGGUGAAGCGCUUCGCCGCAUCGCAGAGGGCUCGUCAAUGAUCCGCACCAAGGGGGAAGCCGGCACUGGUAACGUCGUCGAGGCGGUGCGACACUGCCGCGCUGUAAUGGGCGACAUUCGUCGACUUUGCGCCAUGGACGAGGACGAGGUUUUCGUCUACGCGAAGGAAAUCCGCGCUCCGCUCGAGCUCGUUCAACAGACCAGGAAACUUGGCCGCUUACCGGUUGUGAACUUCGCCGCUGGUGGCGUCGCGACUCCAGCCGACGCGGCGCUCAUGAUGCAGCUCGGCAUGGAUGGUGUCUUCGUGGGUUCUGGUAUUUUCAAAUCUGGCGAUCCCGCCAAGCGCGCUCGGGCGAUUGUACAAGCGGUGACGCAUUACAACGACCCGAAGAUCAUCGCAGAAGUGUCUCAAGACUUGGGGGACGCCAUGGUUGGUAUCGAUUGCAAGGAACAAAGCUUCGUGUCGUACGCUGCUCGCAGCGAGUAG
Molecule: messenger RNA, 891 nt
Organism: Ostreococcus tauri
Lineage: Eukaryota; Viridiplantae; Chlorophyta; Mamiellophyceae; Mamiellales; Bathycoccaceae
Product: Ribulose-phosphate binding barrel
Exons: 2
Coding region: 1-891 (296 amino acids)
Biological process (GO): pyridoxal 5'-phosphate biosynthetic process; pyridoxine biosynthetic process; amino acid metabolic process
Molecular function (GO): amine-lyase activity
Source: RefSeq, a predicted model, not a curated record